UUUGUAUAAUGUCAUGCUGUUUGGUGACCUGAAAAGCUAAAACAGAUAUAUCGGCGCCCGACCUCUUCUCCACCGUUAGCGCCGCCACGGCCAUUGCCACAACCUUGUUCUUAAUCUGCAAGUCUCGUCUCAUGCACGAAAAGAACCUCACAACACACCAUCGCCAACAACCCAAACGCAAUCCCGAACAACCCAAACGCGAUCCGCGUGCUAUUCGUUUCCCAAAUCGGAACUUCAAAAGCCCUAGCGACGCGCCUCUGCGAUUUGUUAGAGUCGGAAGGCGUCGUUUUGGAGCUCGUAGAUGCCCGGAAUUACGAGCCCGAAGCCCUACCCAAGGAGAACCUCGUCGUCCUCGUUGCUUCAACUUCGGAAGUUUGGAACCUAUCUCCCCUAUCUCCCGCACGAAAUUUCUUCCUCAGUCACGACCUACCUUGGGGAGCAAAGUUCUUCCUCAAUUGGAUCAAGAAAAAAGCGAACGCCUUUAAGGUUGGAGCGUUUGUUGUGAAUGCUUGCAGUUUCAGUGCCUUUGUGGUGGGCAGAGAGGUUACUGAAGGUGGGAAGAAUUUGAUGGCUAAGGCCGCGAAUGAGAUUAGGGAUUUGGGGCACACUGCUGAAUGGAAUGCGGAUUUUAACAGCUGGUGGGGAAGUGUUGUUGCGGUUUUGCAAGGUGCUGUUUUGGGAAUAUGCGGGGAAUCUGAACCUGAGGAUGUUGGUUCUUCUGAUCUAAAGCUAUCCAUGACACAGCGUUUAUAUUUGUUGGUGGAUAAUGACGAUUUUGUAACAAAGCAAACCGAGCCUUAUGUGAGCUUCUCUAGUACCACCAGUUACAGGAUGUUAACUAUCCCUGAGGACAACUAUAUGAAGAAUGGCACUGUUGAACCUGAAGAAGUAUGUCAUAUACCUGCCCAAUGGCCUCUUAGAGAUGAUCUAUUGAUCUACAACGGUGUGUUACCAAAUUUUCAAGGAUUUUGUUCUGUUGGUCGCUGCUUUUACUUUGCUGGUGAUGUUCAUAGUCUUUUAACACAUCCGAACGUGGGUGACGAUUGGCGCUACUCAAAGCUGUGGUGCCUUAAGUAUGAGGAUUCUACUUGGGUUUGGAGUCUAUGUGGAACCAUGUUCUGCUCCGAAUUAAGUCCCUUAGUAGUCCCAUACGAUGGCAAAUUGUGCAUGUUUGGGGGUGAGUAUGGAAUUGGAAUUUGGGUUGAGAUCUAUAGCCUAAAAUCAGGUCUGUGGGAAAAAAGGGAAGUGCCCCGUAGUGCUCUCUUCUCAGAUCACUCGUUCCCUAGCUCGUACUUUCUGUGGGAGGACAGCACCAAGAGUCGCAAGAAGACCCUCAUUGUAUUGUAUUCUUUUGAUGAUAAUCAUCAGUUGCUCAUGUCAUAUGACGUCAAGGCUAACAGAUGGGAAGAAGUUGAGUGUAAUUUUCCGCCAGUUCCUGAAUUUUGUCCUAGAAAAUUAGUUCGUUUGGGAUGUAGCCAUUAUCUUCUGAUUGUAGACUUCGCUCCAACGUGGUUUAUUUAUGACUUGUCUGAGAAGCAGGUUGUGGCAAAAGUGGCCGUGGAUGGUUUGGAGGAGGAGGAGGAGGAGGAUGUGCGGGUAUCAAAUAUUUUUUGUUGCCAACACAAUAGCAAAGAAAGUUUGAUUUAUAUAUUCACGGAACCUGAUGAACAGGAAGAGGAAGAAUUUCCGUUUGUUUCUUAUGCCAGAGUCAGGCUCCAACUUCGAACUUUUUCUGCCAAGAUUGAAUCCAAGGGUUAUCUUAGAGUUGGUUCUCAUUACAAAUACAAUAUAUUUGCUGCUGGAGAUGAAGGCAAUAAAGAGAAGACUGUAGUUUAGUAUACCGGUGUGGUCGAUAUUAGGAAUUAGAAUUUCACCAUCAAUGACAAGUAGCCAAAGAAAGAAUACCAAAGUCAUAUGAAAGCUCUAACCACCUUGAAUCCAACUUUGUUUCCAAGACAUGCAUGCCAAUCUGCCUUUCUACAAGUAUACAAAUAUAUUUACCUCUUUGGCCCUGAAACACAGGACUCAACAUCUCCCAAGUCUAAGUGCAAUUCAGAUGUAUAUACUCUUUUAUCACCAUCCUGGAAAGCAAGCACUGAUUAUUUAAUAUAAAAUACUAUAAUAAU
This is a messenger RNA of Arachis stenosperma, 2126 nucleotides long. RefSeq lists its product as uncharacterized. The transcript has 3 exons. Gene Ontology annotation, molecular function: protein binding. The record is from RefSeq and is a predicted model, not a curated record. NCBI's taxonomy places the organism in Eukaryota, Viridiplantae, Streptophyta, Magnoliopsida, Fabales, Fabaceae. The coding region runs from base 568 to 1836 and encodes 422 amino acids.